ACAGCGGUUAGAACCGGUUUUACAUUGCCGUAAGGAACGUCACGUCCGGCUACGGGGUGUUUGUCUGAGUUUUAUGAUCCUAACUUGACUUUGGACUUGAUAUCCAAGGGCAUGAUUUCUCACAGGUCUGCUCCCGACAGGAGGAAAAUGGCCGCCAUGCCGGGCGAUGGGAAAGAAUCGGAGCUGACUGAGAGGAUAGAAACCUUCAUGGGGCAACUCAGACAGAGACAGACCCCAGGUUCCUACAAUGUUGCCUACACCACUCUGGACAUCCUCCGGAGGGUCGUCUCACAGACUAGAUGGCAGACAGCAAAAGAUUUGAUGGUUAUUGUGAAGAGAGAAGGCAGGAGACUGGUCAGCGCUCAACCCUCCGAGACUGUGGUGGGAAACAUGAUCAGAAGAGUUUUGAAGAUCAUCAGAGAGGAGUAUGCCACAUUACGAGGGCAGAAUGAGGAGGGUGAUCAGGAGUCUCUACAUAAACUGCUGGUUGCAGGAGUAGAAGACGAUGAUUACAGUCUCAGUCUCCAUGGACUGAAGCCUGCUGUCAUAGAGGCCAUUAAUGAAAUGAUGACGGAAUUGGAAAGCAGUGCAGACAAUAUCGCCAUGCAGGCACUAGAACAUAUCCACUCUAACGAGAUCAUCAUGACAGUGGGGAGAUCUCGGACUGUGGAGUCAUUUCUUAAGAGUGCUGCAAGGAAAAGAAAGUUCCAAGUGAUAGUUGCAGAAGGGGGACCUUUCUACCAGGGUCAGGUUCUGGCCAAGAACCUCGCUGAGAAGGGAAUCGAGACCGUGGUGAUCACCGACUCCGCUGUGUUCGCCAUGAUGUCACGGGUCAACAAGGUCAUCAUCGGAACUCACACUGUCAUGGCAAAUGGGGGGUUGAAGGCCAUCAAUGGCAGCCAUGGAAUAGCUCUAGCUGCGAAGCACCACUCAGUACCUGUGAUUGUCUGUGCUUCCCUGUUCAAGUUGUCACCACAGUUCCUGGUUUCAUCAGACCAGGCUGCUUUCAACAGAUUUGUGUCUCCGGAAGAAGUCUUGAGUUUUUCUGAAGGAGACCUGGUGUCCAAGGUUCACAUUCCCAACCCAGUAUUUGACUACGUCCCACCAGAACUGGUCACCCUCUUCAUCUCAAACAUAGGAGGGAAUGCCCCGUCCUACGUGUACCGACUGCUGAGUGAACUGUACCAUCC
Molecule: messenger RNA, 1190 nt
Organism: Branchiostoma floridae (Florida lancelet)
Lineage: Eukaryota; Metazoa; Chordata; Leptocardii; Amphioxiformes; Branchiostomatidae
Product: translation initiation factor eIF-2B subunit beta-like
Biological process (GO): translational initiation
Cellular component (GO): eukaryotic translation initiation factor 2B complex
Molecular function (GO): guanyl-nucleotide exchange factor activity; translation initiation factor activity
Source: RefSeq, a predicted model, not a curated record